This is a messenger RNA of Mugil cephalus (flathead mullet), 3188 nucleotides long. RefSeq names its product long-chain-fatty-acid--CoA ligase ACSBG2-like. Bases 199 to 2475 code for a protein of 758 amino acids. The transcript has 15 exons. Lineage: Eukaryota; Metazoa; Chordata; Actinopteri; Mugiliformes; Mugilidae. Gene Ontology annotation, cellular component: endoplasmic reticulum; membrane. The record is from RefSeq and is a predicted model, not a curated record. Gene Ontology annotation, molecular function: long-chain fatty acid-CoA ligase activity.
UGCGAAAGUGACUGUAGGUCUGGACAAGGUGUGAGUGUAUGGGAACCUGUGCUGCCUUCAUGUAACUCCCCUAUAGGUGGAUAUGUCCAAGAGUCGCGGACUUGCACCGGGCAAAGUUUAAUUCAGGUCGUUCCUACAGCUGACUGCUCCUCUCCCCUUGAUGCCAUUCAGCUCUGUCAGCAGAGAAGAAAAUACAAGAUGAGUCUCGAAGAAAAUAUGGUAAUGAACAACGGUGUUGCAGCCAUGGAUCUUAAUACGGAAAGCCUUCUUUCCCAAAACUUACAGACUGUUUCAGAUGACACUGUUGUAAAGAACCACUCCGCUGUUAUCCUCAACGGAAAACCCACAACAGCUGAACUCAGUGUGGCACCAGCUUCAGAGAGCCAGGAGACUCAUCACUCUAGUAACAGUGAGCCACCAGUCCAACCGACCACGUGUGCUGAGCUGGAGGAAGCUACUGAAGCACUUACACCAGAGGAGCCCAAAGCAGUUCCUCUGUCAGUGGCAAGCUUGGCAACAACCCUGGCCCCGGCGGACCAGCUAUGGAGCAACAGCAGAGACAAGGGAGUAAAGCUCAGGUUGGAGGGCUCAGGCCCAGGCUCGGAGACACCUAUUACCAUACAUCAAAUGUUCCUGGAGACACUUGAAAAGUGUGAAAAUACUCCAGCUUUGGUCUUCAAAAAAGAUGGACAAUCAGUGUCUCUGACCUGGAGGGAAUACUAUGAGCAGUGCCGUGCAGCAGCUAAAAGUUUUCUAAAGUUGGGGCUGGAGCGCUACCAUGGCGUGGGAAUUCUGGGAUUCAACUCACCUGAGUGGUUCAUCUCAGACAUUGCCUGCAUCUUGGCUGGGGGUCUGGCGGCCGGCAUUUACACAACCAACUCGGCAGAAGCUUGCCAGUAUGUGGCAGCCAACUGUGAGGCCAACAUCCUGGUUGUGGAGAACCAGAAACAACUGGACAAAAUCCUUCAGGUUAAAGAUCAGCUACCUCAUCUGAAAGCCAUUGUCCAGUAUAAAGGCGAGCUGCUGCAGAAAGCACCUUUCCUCUAUACAUGGGAAGAGUUUAUGAAGCUGGGAGAGGAUGUUCCCAACGAGCAACUCAAUGCUGUGAUUGAGAGUCUUCGGGCCAACGAGUGCUGUACCCUCAUCUAUACUUCUGGAACCACUGGCAAUCCUAAAGGAGUCAUGUUGAGCCAUGACAAUAUUACAUGGACAGCCCGAACAGCAUCUAGCCUAGUAAAAUCAGGUGGUGGUGAGGAGGUGGUGGUCAGCUACCUGCCACUCAGCCACGUGGCAGCUCAAAUGGUUGACAUAUGGAUCUCUAUGGCUUUUGCUGGGACCACUUAUUUUGCUGAGCCAGACGCUCUAAAGGGCUCUUUAGUGGACACACUGAAAGAGGCACGUCCAACUUGUUUCCUGGGGGUUCCUCGUGUGUGGGAGAAGAUGCAGGAGAAGAUGAAAGCUGUUGGUGCCAAGGCAUCUCCACUGAGGAAGAGAGUGGCAGACUGGGCUAAGGCAAUAGGCUUGCAGUACAGCUACAGUGCCAUGAACGGGGAGAAUGUGGUGCCGUGGGGCUUCACGCUUGCAAACAAUCUGGUCUUCAAGAAGGUGCGUGCCACCCUGGGCUUAGACCGCUGCAAGCUCUGCCUCACAGGAGCGGCACCUAUCACCAAAGAGACUCUGGAGUACUUCAUGAGCCUCAACAUGCCUGUGAAGGAGCUGUACGGCAUGAGUGAAAGCUCCGGCCCACACACCGUGUCAGUUGACGAAUACCGCAUCACCAGCUGUGGAAAGGUUAUGCCAGGCUGUAAGAUAAAGCUGGACAAUCCAGAUAAGGACGGGAACGGAGAGAUCUGUUUCUGGGGUCGCAACGUCUUCAUGGGCUACUUAAACAUGGCUGAUAAAACAACGGAGGCUCUGGAUGAAGAGGGCUGGCUGCACUCUGGAGAUCUGGGAAGAAAUGACCAGAACGACUUCCUGUACAUCACAGGAAGGAUUAAGGAGCUGAUCAUCACGGCUGGUGGUGAGAACAUCCCUCCUGUUCCGAUCGAGGAUGCACUGAAGGCUGAGGUGCCCAUCAUCAGUAAUGCAAUGCUGAUCGGAGACAAGCUCAAGUUCCUCUCCAUGCUGCUCACUCUUAAAUGUGUCGUGGAUGACAAUGGUGAACCUACAGAUGAGCUGGGCCCUGAGGCCUUGGAGUUUUGCCUGCAGAACGGCGUCACAGCAACAAAGGUGUCUGAGAUUAUAGCCAAUAAGGAGCCAGCUAUUUACAAAGCUAUUCAGGAGGGCAUGGAACGCAUCAACGCCAGAUCAAUGUCAAACGCUCAGAAGGUCCAGAAGUGGGUCAUAUUGGAGCGAGACUUCUCAAUCACUGGAGGAGAACUGGGGCCCACCAUGAAACUCAGAAGGCCCAUUGUUGUGAAGAUGUACCAAGAGAAAAUCGACGAAAUGUAUGCAGUGGCCACAGAAAAACAGUAGACUGAACUGUACAGGUAUGAGAGUUGGUCAUUAGGAGCCUGGCCAGACUAUCAUGCUACAGCAUGUGCAGAAAUACAUAAACCUGCAAGUGCAAAGGAGGAUUAUUUAAGAGUAAAAGUCUUGAUUCUGAUUGUGUUGUAUUUGAUCGAAUAGAGGAUUGUGUUGAAGUUUUAAGCUGUCAUGUUCUCCAGAAGCUGUAGAGAUGUCUGUUUGUGUCUGAUAUUUAAGAUGCUUUAUGUACAUACAGUUUCACUGCAACUCCACAUUGUAUAAUAAAACAUCCAAAUCAGAGCCAAAGCUUGCCAUAUAGCGCAUAUAGGUGAAACUACUGUCACUCAGCACCAAACAUUCAGCACUGGAUGUUGACCGUCAACAUUACAUUUACAUUUUUUUUUUUACAUUUACAUUUUACAAAGCAAAUGUUGUAAACACUGUGGCCUGAAAGAACCUUAUGUAUGUUUAAAGAUUUCACAGCAUUAAUACUCGUCACCCAGUCUCAUGUUGGUAGAUGAGACAGAAUAAUCCCUAACCUUCCAAAGAAGCAAGUAUUUUUAUAAUGUGAAAGAAGUAAUCUGAAUUUAUCCGAUCACAAACAUGUGCAAAUUGUAAAUCAUUUAUCUGCUUCACUGUGUACAGUUUGACACAUAAAGAAUGUAUUUAUUUUGUGAUAUGUGAAGAUUGUCAAUAAAAAGUGAUUGAUUUGGACAAAGUGA